Taeniopygia guttata (zebra finch) is the source of this 1930-nucleotide messenger RNA. It is a transcript of the gene WDR55, whose product is annotated as WD repeat domain 55. The record is from RefSeq and is a predicted model, not a curated record. NCBI's taxonomy places the organism in Eukaryota, Metazoa, Chordata, Aves, Passeriformes, Estrildidae. Gene Ontology annotation, molecular function: protein binding.
GGCGUGGCCAUGCAGAGUAGCAGCGCGCCAUGGCGGCCGCCAUGGAGGAGGAGCCCCAGCAGUCCCCGGAGCCGGCGGCGCGGGAGCCGCGAGUGCGGGACGCCCCCGAGGACAUCUGUCUGGAGGCCACGGCCAACGCCAUCGCGCUGCACCCGGCGCGGCCGCUGCUGGCCGCGGGGGACGUGGACGGCGAUGUGUACCUGUACUCGUACUCCUGCACCGAGGGCGAGAACCGGCAGCUCUGGUCCUCGGGACAUCACCUCAAGUCGUGCCGGGACGUGGCGUUCUCCCAGGACGGGCAGAAGCUUUUCACUGUGUCCAAGGAUAAGUCCAUCCACGUUCUGACAGCGGAGGAGGGACGGCUGGAAACACGCUUCCCCAAGGCACACGAAUCGGCCCUCAACUGCGUGCUGCCCAUCGACCACCACAUCUUUGCCACGGGCGACGACGGCGGGGCAGUGAAGGUGUGGGACCUGCGCAGGGGCAGUGCCAUCCUGGAGGCACGGCAGCAGGAGGAGUACAUCAGUGCCAUGGCAGUGGAUGGCAACGGCAAGAUCCUGCUGACAGCCAGUGGUGAUGGCACCCUGGGUGUCUUCAACGUGAAGCGACGGCGCUUUGAGCUGCUCUCGGAGCCGCAGAACGGCGACCUGACGUCUGUGGUGCUGAUGAAGAGGGGGAGGAAGGUGGCGUGUGGCUCCAGCGAAGGCACCAUCUACCUCUUCAACUGGGAUGGCUUCGGGGCCGCCAGCGACCGCUUUGCGCUCAGGGCAGAGACCAUUGACUGCAUGGUGCCCGUCACGGACAGCAUCGUGUGCGUGGGGUCCCUGGACGGAGUCAUCAGGGCAGUGAACGUGCUGCCGAACCGCGUGCUGGGCUGCGUGGGGCAGCACCUGGGCGAGCCCAUCGAGCAGCUGGCCCUGGCCCCGGACGGGAGGCUCCUGGCCAGCAGCGGCCACGACCAGAAGGUGAAGUUCUGGGACGUGUCGGCGCUCGGCUCCAUGGUGGUCGAUGACUACCGGCGGAAGAAGAAGAAGGGCGGGCCGCUGCGCGCCCUCAGCAGCAAGGCGCUGGGCAGCGGGGAGGAUUUCUUCGCCGACCUGCGGGACGAGCCCGAGCCGGCGGCGGAGGGCGGCGACAGCGGCGACAGCGACAGCGACUGAGCGGCCCCUCAGCGCGGCCGCCCCGCCCGGCGCGGGGGCGGGGCUCUGCGCGGCCUCUCGCGGGGCGCGGCCAAUCAGAGCCGCAGCCCCUGGGAGUGCCCGCCCACGGGGCGUGGCCUCUCUGUAACGGUACCACUGUCGGUGGGCAGGACGCUGGCGUUCUGAUUGGCUCCUAGGGCUGCCACUCAAGCUGGGUGUGGGCGCGCUCUUAAAGGGGCCGCGCGUGUCGGAGCGGGUGGGGUCUGGUAGGGGACAGCGGCUGUGGGGGCGGAGGCGGCGGGGGUGGCCCGGACCGGGGGACAGGCUGGGGAUGGAGAGAGAGGCUGAGGGGCUGCCGAGACAUCGCAGAGGGCAGCGGGCAGGGUCCCUGCCGGGUCCGUGAGGGACGGGGGGUGGCUCUGACACGGGGGGACAGGGCUGAGGGCUCUGGUCACUGGGUGGGUGAGGGGGCACCGCUGAGGGGCCCUGGGGUGGGCAAUGCAGGGAUGGGGGCACAGGGCUGGGGGUCCCUGGGGUGGGGAUCCAGUGCUGGGGGUAAUGCUGGGGUUUGCUGGUGUAUUUGGGGGUCCUUUGGGCUGUUUUGGGAUGGGGAGGCAGGGCAGUUCUCAGGAGGGGUGAGGGAGGGGGUGACACAGGGUUCUGGGAUGCCUGGCCAGGGCAGACAGGUUCAUCGCUUCCCUGCCUUGCUGUCCCAGCAGAUCAAUUACCCGUUGUUAAUUAAUUAAGACUUUAGCUCUGUUAGAAAUAAACCCAGUGCCUUUCACUUCCCA